AGCAUUUCGUAAUAACUUGGACUUGAUACAUUAGUAUCUAUAUAUCACUUGUUGCAUAUGGAACAUAACCCAAGCAACGCUCAGAAAUCUUCCGGGAUUGCGGCUAUAACUCCUAACAUAACUAAUCCCAACAUGGACGCGCAAGCUCUGCUAGCCGGCUUGCAAGGAUUGGCUGGCACCGCUGCCGGGCAGGUGGACGUGAGCAGCUUGCUGAGCAAUCUAAUGCAGCAGCUGGCCGUGUCCGCUCAUGCACAGCAGCAGCAGCAGCAGCAGGAGCAGGAGCAGGAGCCGGAGCCGAUGUGCGUGGCGGGGCCCAUGCAGAUGAUCGGCGGGGACGGCACCUUCUUCCAGCACGACGUCGACGACUUCAUCCUCUCCGCCAAGGAGAUCGCCCCCGCCAGCGCCGACUACGCCGUCGUAUCCAUCAUCGGCGCCCAGAGCAGUGGGAAAAGCUAUUUGCUGAACCGCCUUUUCGGGACCAACUUUCAGGUGAUGGAUGCUGCCAAAGGGAGGGGACAAACUACCAAAGGAAUGUGGCUCUCAAGGUGCGCAAAACCAUCCAUGUUGGUUAUGGAUGUAGAGGGGUUUGAUGGAAGAGAAAGAGGGGAGGAUGACACAUCGUUUGAAAAGCAAGCUGCUCUCUUUUCGUUAACUAUCUCGGAUCUUAUGAUGGUGAACAUGUGGCUACGAGAUAUUGGCCGACAACAUGGUGGUAGCAUUCCACUUUUCAAGACAAUAUUUCAGGAAAGAGCAAAGCUGGAGCCCGGUAAAACUAGAGUAUUAGUCAUUGUACGUGGCUAUGAUUAUGAGACUCCAAUGGAAAAUUUACAGAACGACUUGGUCACACAGAUGGAAGAGCUAUGGGAGUCGGUGAACAAACAACCUGGUAAAGAAAAUAAACUGUUCAGUGACUACAUUGAGGUGAUGGUAUUUGCUUUACCCGACAAACUUCUAGUACAAAAUUUCAAAGAACAGGUGACAAACUUGAGGAACUGGUUUUCCAAGGGAGGUAUUGCGGGGCUCCGACAGGACAAGGUCGCUGCAUCAGGAUUUGCGUUCAGUGCAAAAGGGAUAUGGGAAACCAUUCGACAAAACAAGGAACUUGAUCUGCCAGCUCACAGGAUCCUAGUGUCUACCUGCUUCUGUGAAAAAAUUGUGAGGGAAAAUCUUGAUGCUUUGGCAUUACAUGAGGAUUAUAUGUCUAUGAAGAGUGGAGCACAAUAUUCUCCAAAGGAAUUCAGCACAAAGCUGGAGGGACUUCUAGAGUUCGUGUUGACAAGAUACGAUGCAGAGACUGACAUGUAUGAUGCAAAUGUGCGAGCUACUAAACGCCAUGAGUUGGAGAAUGGAACACUUCAUCUUCUGGAGCCUUUUUGCAAGGAUAUGUUCAAUCGUCUUCGCACAACAACAGCAUGUGAAAGUAAAGAUAAAAUUGCUGCUCAAUUGAGAAAUGCUGAUGAUCCCGCCACUGCAGUUGAUGCUUCAGUCCAGGCUUGCUUGAAGGAGUUCACUGAGUCAUGCAAAGAGUUGAGCUCAAGAUACCAAGUUCUGUGUGAUGAGAACUGCAAGGAGCUGAGGAAUGAGCUGACAUCAUUUGCUCAAAUCAAGGCAGAAAGCAUUAAGGAGCAACGCAUGAGGGAGGAACUGGAGCGCCAAAGGAUUGAAGCCGAUCGUGAAGCGGAACGAGCGAGGGAAGAAGCAGAACGUUUGAGGGAGGAAGCCAAGCGUACAAAGGAGGAUGCAGAGCGCGAAAUUGAGCGCAUCAACCAAAUGCGAGAGUUGGCACAGCGCCAAGCUGAAGAAAACGCACGAAGAGGGCAGGUCCCACAAGGACCGCGAAUUGAUCCCGUGCUUGAUGGGAUUUUGAGCUUCUCACCGGUUUGGCACGUUGUCAAGCUAUUCUUCUAAGGUCCCAAUGAUCGAAGAGGUUUGAUAAAUCCUCUGAAAAACAGAUAAGACUGGUUUGGUGUCGGCUGUCGAAAUUUGCUCUGAUGUUUGUGUCGUGUGUUGUUGCUAUUUCUGAACUAUUUGAGAUUUGCUCUGAUGUUUGUGUCGUACGUUGUUUUUACUUAUCAACUAUCCUGGCUUGCUGCAACAAAUAAAUACUGUAUGCAGUUGAGGUGUAGGAUGGAUGCGUCAAGCAUCAACUGCCCUGGUUUGCUGUAACUAAAGAGUACCUUAUUCAAUUGCUGUAGAAUGUAUGCGAUCAGCUGUCCUGAUUUGCUGUAACAAAUAAAUACCUCUGUGCAAUGCGGGUACGUACGGUUAUCCUGCUAUUACUUGUA
This is a messenger RNA of Ananas comosus (pineapple), 2285 nucleotides long. RefSeq names its product protein ROOT HAIR DEFECTIVE 3-like. Gene Ontology annotation, cellular component: endoplasmic reticulum. The record is from RefSeq and is a predicted model, not a curated record. Gene Ontology annotation, biological process: endoplasmic reticulum membrane fusion. The transcript is spliced from 16 exons. Lineage: Eukaryota; Viridiplantae; Streptophyta; Magnoliopsida; Poales; Bromeliaceae. Bases 58 to 1908 code for a protein of 616 amino acids. Gene Ontology annotation, molecular function: GTPase activity; GTP binding.